This is a messenger RNA of Rotaria socialis, 1506 nucleotides long. The record is from the annotation of a GenBank genome assembly. NCBI's taxonomy places the organism in Eukaryota, Metazoa, Rotifera, Eurotatoria, Philodinida, Philodinidae.
AUGUCGGAUGAUGAUGAUGGUUCAGAAGUAGAAAUCGACAUUAAAAGUGACGAUGAAGACAAUGACGUUCUUAUCAGUCCCAUGCCUAAAGAAUAUGAAAACGAAACUGUAGCUAUUGAAUCAUUUAACAAAUAUUUCGGAGAACAUUACAAUGAUUCUCCGGCAUUCUUUAUGGGUUCUCUUCAGCAAGCAUGCGAAGAUGCAUUCAGCUCAAAAUUGAUGAUAGAACGUCGUCCAGUACUUGUUUAUAUCCACAAUGAAGUUUGCCUGAACAGUGAACCAUUCUGUAAAACUAUAUUCUCGUCGACAAAUAUCAUCGAAUAUUUACUUGAAAAUUAUGUUGUAUGGCCCUGGGAUGUUACUUUCGAAUCGAAUACAUUUAGAUUGGAAAAGGUUUGGAAGCAAAUGUUCUCCACAGAACUUGAUAGUUUUAAUUUGCAUCGAUGUCCGAUGUUGAUUGGAAUCAAGCGACUUUUUGUAGAACAUGAUAAUGGUUCACUAGUAUCCCAAUAUCAAUUCAAGAUAUUGCUUCAAGAUGAUAUUUUACAACAAACCGGACGGAAAGUUGAUCGCGGCACCUUACGCAACGAAUUGACCGUUUUCAAACAAGAAUGUGAUGACAAUGAACGAGCUUUAUGUCAAAUACUCGAAUUCAUUGACAAGAAUAAAGAUUGGGAAAAAUUAUUUCCUGAGAUUUGCAACUAUCUCACAUUGAACGAUGCCAUCCAAGCAUUUUCCACUAAUAUUCUUCCUUUGCUACGUCAAAAUUGUACAAAAGUGAUGAUUUGUGAUCCUUCUGAGACAUUUAUUAAUAUGAUUCUUCGAAAAAUCAAGCCUCAACAAAUUACUUCCCUAUGCCUUAACAUGUCUUGGCUUCUAACACAAGCAAAUUUAGAUUCCUUGCAUAUUUUUCCUAAUGUUACUUCAUUGACUGUUAUGAAUUUUCAACAAAUAGAUGCGAUUGACAAUUACACAGCACCAUUUCCCAAAUUGAAAUGUCUUUCGUUGUGGUAUGAUUAUGAAAUUAGUUUCAAGUUUCUGAGUAUUAUUUUCGAGAAAUUUCAAAGUUCGAUUAAUGAAUUCAGAAUAUGUUGUGCCGGAGCAGUUUGCGAUCACUCGAUUAUGGAUAAUUUCGAUAGAAUAUAUGCAAAGAAAUCCAAUAUUAAAUAUUUUCUAUUUGAUAUGAGCCAGUUUCCGUUAACUUCAAUGAACAAUUGUUUGCAACAUCGCCAUUCGUGCUUCUUAAAGUCACUAUUUGGUUUUAUUAAGGUUUUAUACACUGUUCCAUGUGUUCGAUUGAUCAUUAAUUGUAACGAUGCCAAAAUAUUGUUGGAUAUUAACGAAUGGAGAAAUUUGAUACGCACUUGUUCUCAGCUGAGAAAAAUAACAUUAGAAGUCUUCGGAAGCCUAUCAGCAGACGUAGAAGUAUCGCAGAAAAUCAUCGAAAUUCAAGACGAAAUUUUUCUUUACUCGCCGCGCACCGAAUUGCGUGUCACAUUCAAGUAA